AUGGCCCGCCGCACCGUCGACGUCCUCGCGCUCAUCGCCCUCCUCCUUCUCACGGCGUGCAGCCCCGUCCUCUCAGCCGCCCUCCCAGCCUGCAAACCCCCCUUCCCAAACACAACCUGCGAAGCCCUGGAAACGUCCUCCGGCGACCCAAAAGCCCUCUACCUCUCCACACUCUUUGAGAAGACCGUCAACACCGGCCCCGCAGGCCAACACGCACGGAAUAGCACCAUGGCAACCCCAUGCCCCACCCUCCUCUGCGACGCCGACUCGGCAAUCUUCUCGGGCAAGUCGACGGACCCCUCGGCCCCGGAAACAGCAGACUGCGCCCUCCUCGAGACGUGGGCGGCCGAGUCGAGCGGCCACUGGCUGCUCUCCGCGGCAGGGGCGGGCGUGGGCUGGACGCCGCUCGUCGCGACGGGGACGUGUGCCGUCGUCGCGCGCGCCGAGGCCGCUUUCGCCAUCGGCACGGAGGACAUCGCGGACUUGCUCGGGACGAGUAUUCGGGACUACGGCAUGGGGGAUCGGGUCGAGGUGCUGGGAGUUAUGCCCUGUGCUGCAGCUCGCGGGUUUGCUGCUAGCAGGGGAGAAAAGGGACGCAAUAUUAAGAUGGAGUGGUGGAUCGUGCGGCCUGACAUGGUGGAAAGCCUCUAG
Messenger RNA from Verticillium nonalfalfae, 651 nucleotides. RefSeq lists its product as uncharacterized. Bases 1 to 651 code for a protein of 216 amino acids. The record is from RefSeq and is a predicted model, not a curated record. NCBI's taxonomy places the organism in Eukaryota, Fungi, Ascomycota, Sordariomycetes, Glomerellales, Plectosphaerellaceae. The transcript has a single exon.